UGAUCGUUAUAAAGAUCGGUAGUAAUAUGGGGAUGCAUUUUUACUUCAAGGCCAAGGCAUAGUAAACCGUUGUCUCUAAAUGAAAUCAUUGACGAAUUGGAGAAAUUAGAUGAUGAUACCCCAUUUCCAAGAAAUAUAACAAUUUUUCCACCGGACAACGCCAAUGCAGAAAUUACCGAUGAAGACUCUGGUGAUGAGGAGAUAGUAACAUUGAACAAUCUUCCAGGUUCUCAGCUAAGAGCUUCGGCAGAGAUUGAAUACAUGUCCUCUGACAGUGACGACGACGACGUACCUUUGUGUUCAUUGGCUAAAAGGAGUCGAACAACCGAGGAACCCAUCACUGAAGAACGUCAAACUGAGCCUUCUACAUCUAGUUCAGCUCCAAUUAUUAGCAGACCAUCAGCCGUUCCUUUCGUUGAUCCAACCGUACCGAACAAUGAAAAAUAUAUUUGGAGAAAUCGCCACAAUCCACGCGACCAAUUAGAAUGGCAAGAAAACCAGGGGCCAAGAUACCCUCAAACACCUGUGUAUUAUUUUGAUUGUAUGUUUGGUGAUGGCGUAAUAGACUUAUUGGUUACAUAUACAAAUAUUUACGCCACUCAAAAAAACAAAGUGGGUAAUGUAACAAGCAGCGAGAUGAAGUGCUUUCUGGGUAUUCUCCUUUACAGUGGAUACAUUGUAGUUCCCAGAAGAUACAUGUAUUGGGAUAAAUCAUCAGACACUGAUUUCAGUAUUGUGUAUAACGCUAUGUCAAGGGAUAGAUUCACAUUUAUCAUGACUCACCUCCACUGUUGUGACAACACUCAAAUAGCUACCGAAAGCGACAAAUUUGCAAAGAUGAGACCUCUUUUCAAUAUGCUGAACGAAAUAUUUCUCAAUAUGGCUCCUUUAGAAGAAGUUUACAGUAUUGACGAGGCUAUGGUGCCUUACUACGGAGGACACAGCUGUAAACAAUUUAUACGGGGAAAGCCAAUUAGAUGGGGUUAUAAGUUCUGGGUUGGCGCGACGAGAUUGGGGUAUGUACUAUGGUUUGAUCCGUACCAAGGCCAUGCAGCAAUUAUUCCAUCGGUUUAUAGGCAGUUAGGUCUAGGAGCUGGUGUCGUUUUGCGUUUUGCUGAUUAUUUGCAAUUUCGUCACCCAGAUGCGCCUUUUCACCUGUUCUUUGACAACUUCUUUUCUUCUGUUCCUCUCUUUCACGAAUUAACUAAAAGAGGACUCAAAGCAACUGGAACAAUUCGCGAGGACCGUACAAAAAAGUGUCCUUUGCCUUCCAAUAAAGAAUUCAAAAAAACAGAAAGAGGCACAUUCAAGUACAAGUCUAGCCAACCAGGGCAUAUUUUGGUUUGUAAGUGGAAUGACAAUAGCGUGGUGACAGUGGCAUCAAAUUCUGAAACCAUAGAACCUUUACAUAAAGCGAAACGAUUUUCACAGCAGCAGAAGAAAUAUAUACUGAUUGAUCAGCCAGCGAUUAUAAAAAGUUACAACCAAAAUAUGGGUGGGGUCGAUAGGUCCGAUCAAAACAUCGGUCUUUAUCGUACAUCUGUUCGUGGUAAGAAAUGGUAUUUUUCAUUAUUUUCUCACUGCCUGGACAUGGCCAUUCACAAUGCAUGGCAACUUUACAAAAGUAAUGGAGGAGAGUACGAUCAUCUCUUAUUCCGGAGAACUGUCGCCAGGGGUAUCUUGGAAACACAUAAGAAAAGUGAGAAGCGCGGUCCCUGCCCUACUCCUAGAACUUAUAGGGAAACUUCACGUUACGACAAGAUUGAUCAUCUGAUAGAGUACAAUGACUCUCAGCUUCGAUGUUGGCUUUGCAAAAAAAAUACAAACUUUACUUGCCAAAAGUGCAAAAUUUAUUUGCACCCUAAAUCAUGUUUUGUAACAUACCAUACUCCUACAUAGAUAC
Rhagoletis pomonella (apple maggot) is the source of this 1903-nucleotide messenger RNA. Its product is annotated as piggyBac transposable element-derived protein 3-like. The transcript has 2 exons. NCBI's taxonomy places the organism in Eukaryota, Metazoa, Arthropoda, Insecta, Diptera, Tephritidae. Gene Ontology annotation, molecular function: sequence-specific DNA binding. The record is from RefSeq and is a predicted model, not a curated record. Bases 262 to 1899 code for a protein of 545 amino acids.